UUCCAAGAUCCUCUCUAACUCUUCCACAUUUUUCUCUUCUUUCAACUUCAAACGUAAAUAUUAUUGCCCCCCUUCAUUUUUCCAUGUUAGUUGAGUUUCAGAUCAUCUAAUACCAUUUCUGGGGGGGGGGGGGUGUACCUAGAAACUCAAUUUCCAUGGAAUUUUCUUGAAAAAAAAAAUUGACCUGUAUUGAGUAAAUUAAGAAGAAAACAUCAUGGAGGUAGCUAGAAUUAGACAAUUGUUGCUCCUUUGGUGUAGAAUCAGAUCUAACCGUGUUGCUCUUGUGGGUGGCAACCACACCGCUGCCAGGUUUUGCACUCGCUAAAUUCUCCUCUCUUCCACCGUUGGCUUUUCCUCUCUCUCUCUCUCUCUGUUCUUAUAGUUGUUAAGAAUUUGUCACGUACAACUAUAGGAGCACAAGGUACAAUCAAUUGUUGCAGAGUCUUGAUUCCAAAACUGUAGAAUUUUGGAUUGUUUUGCUGUUGAACGAUGGAUUUGGGUCGUGGGUAUUGCCCCAAAAAGGGAAAAGUAAAGGGGAAUCAAUUUCCUGGGGUUAAAAUUGGGCUGAAUCAAGAUGCCCUUUUGAUAAUUAAGCUACCAGAUUCGAGGGCUUUAAGGAUUAUGUCACGGUCUUUGUUCUUGGCAAUGGUUCUUCUUACAUUGCCCUCAAUUGGGUCCAUACUAAGAGGCUCAGUCGACGUAAUCGACGUGAAUUCUGAUGAUGUGAGGGACUUUAACAUGUUGCAUAAUCUUUUUCGUGAUUUGGGAGAUGAAGGCCUUGUUAAAAAGGGCCAAAAAGGGCUCAUUUUGAGCUCUGAGAAUAAUGAUCAUUUGGCGGAAUAUUUGGAGUUGUUGAAUGACAAUGUGGUUGAUUUGCUGACUGAUUCAGAUAUGGAUAACAAGAAUUUAAUCCCAAAUGAGGCGUUUGAUUUUGCAAUUGCAUGCUCUAAAUGGAACAGUAAGUUCAUUGAUCGUGUGCUCAAGAUUGGUGGCAUUGUGGUAACUCAAUUGAGCAAUGAUCCUUUAGCUGAGCUUAAAGCUCUAGCUAACUAUAGAAUUGUGUACAUACGACGAUUCGACAAGACUAUGAUUGGUCUGAGGAAAAUUGGGAUAGUAAACGAUGAGCUGAAUUCGCGAAAAAAGAACAUUCUUUGUGGAAGCACACCUGAGGAUAAGAAAGUUGCAUUGAAAGGAUUAGAGGAUGUGUUGUUUGAGCCACCAAGAAAGGCAUUGGUGAAAUCAAUUUCAAGGAAGAUGAAGUUUCUUCCUGAGUUGUUAGGGGAUUCGCUUGAGAAUUACCCGCGAAGAGUUUUCAUUUCUGAUGAGAAAAAUGGAGUAGCAGAAUGGUUUCAGAGGAACUACCCUGCAAAUAAUCAAGAUUUUGAGAUUUACAACUUGGAUGUUGAAAUCCAAGAUUCAGAGGAAUCAGGGAACGGGACGCCAUUACUUGGGGCCGCAGAAUGGUUAAGCAAAAAUGUGAAGGAAGAGGACUAUGUUGUGAUGAAAGCAGAAGCAGAAGUGGUGGAAGAAAUGAUAAAGAAGAAGACAAUAUGUUUGGUGGAUGAGUUGUUCUUGCACUGCAGAAAUCAAUUGGAAGAUGAUGAUGAUGAUUAUGAAGAGGAAAAUGGAAGUCAGAGGAAGGCUUAUUGGCAAUGUUUGACAUUGUAUGGGAAGUUGAUAGAUGAAGGGGUUGCUGUGCACCAAUGGUGGAGUUGAAUCUAAGGAAUGUGAGACACUUGGUUUAGCUUUGUAUUUUUCUGAGUCUAUUGUUAUUGUUUUUCAUUUCAUGUAUCAAGUGGUCAUCAAUGGCUUGGCUUUUCUUGUUUAAUUUGAGCCAUUGUUGUUUUAUUGUAUGUUUCUGUUGGCCAAUGUUGGCAUGAAGAUUGUUGUGUGGUUUAUUUAAUAUAUUCAUUUUCUCUCCUUUUUUUGA
Molecule: messenger RNA, 1930 nt
Organism: Nicotiana attenuata
Lineage: Eukaryota; Viridiplantae; Streptophyta; Magnoliopsida; Solanales; Solanaceae
Exons: 1
Coding region: 490-1716 (408 amino acids)
Source: RefSeq, a predicted model, not a curated record